UGUCGAUUGUGAGGAAUGUGUACAUAAUGCGUGACAUGGGAAGAAGUAUUUGGGAUUCUCACUUUACUAAUGGGCAUUUUGAUAUUUACAUUAAAGCGAUCCCUUGAAAACUCCUCAGUGCAGUAAUUUAAUAGCUAUAAACUAAUAGAAACAAGAUAAUUACUUAAAUUUUAAUUUGAAUUAUGGAAAAACUGAAGAAGCGUGUAAUAGAAAUACGAAGUAUAUCAGAUGACGAUGUUGAAACAAUUAUUAAACCACUGUCUGUAGUCAUAGAAGACCCUAAAGGGGCGAGGAUAACACGAAGUAGGAACAACAAGGGAAUACCAUCACAGAUACAGAAAACACCUUCGCGGAGACAGUCAUCUCGUAUAUCAAGAGUCGCACCAAUAGUAGAAGAAGAUGAAGAUGACGAGGAAGAUACGUUCGUUGAUAACGCCAGAAUUGCUGCUUCUGUCGUGUCCGAUACGCCGAAUGGAGCUCUCCUUGGAGAUGAUAACGUCAAGGGGGAACAGAUGUUUGGAUUCCAGACACCAAAACGAAGGAAUGCUUUGGCACAGAAAGCUUUGGAAUCUGUGCAGACACCAGACCGGGAAGGAAUACCUAAGGCACAUGGACUCAAUGGCCAGUUCCAGACACCAAAAAGAAGUGCUUUGGCAUAUGUACAGACACCUGACCAGGAAGGGGUAACUAAGGCACGUGGACUCAGUGGCCACGCCACCCCAACUAGUUCUCAUACUCGGAGUAAAACCAGAACCCCUCAGCGAAGACUCUCUGUGUGCACUCCACUGAGGAAACUGAGGACACCGUCGAGGCAGGUUCAAACUCCUUCAACUCGACUGAGGCAACUUGAUGCGGAUACAGCAAAGACACCCUAUAAUUUGCGCAAGAGAAUUGGAAAAAAGAUUGUACAAAUGACCAAGGAUGAUGGCAGUGAUACUGAUAUUUCUUCAAGUGAAAGUGAGUACUGCCCCAGCGAUGAGAAUGAAGAAGAUAUUGCAGAGAAUGAGGAAGAAAAUAAUACAUCUGCUGGAGAUACUGAUUCCGAUGCUGAUCAAAGGUCACAUGAGAGCGAACGUGCCAGUCGUAGUGCAGCAAGAAAGGAGAAGAGAAUACUGCCACAAAAUUCAGGCUUACUGUCCGCUUGUAACGUUAAAGAAUCUGAUUAUAAACUUGAGCCAGAGCAAUACUUCAGCACUCAUUCGAACAAAAAGCACCAUACAUCAGGCCGGCUUCUCAGUUCUCGACUGAGCCAGGAUGUUCUGCAAAAGCUGUUAUCCGAGGUGCCUGAGAAACACAGCAAAUGUAUUGCUAAACUUUGCAAGAAUCAUCUGAGACUCUUUCCAAAUUGGCACUUUGCUCUCAGGGAAGGCUUCAGUAUCCUUCUGUAUGGUGUGGGAUCAAAACGGAAGCUCCUGCAGUCUUUUCAGGAAACAGUUAUGGAUGAGAGUGAUGUGCUUGUUGUCAAUGGAUUUUUCCCAAGUCUUUCAAUCAAUGAGGUUGUCAAUAUGAUAGCUAAAAAUAUUCUUGAGUUAUCAAAUGUGCCUGCUGACCUCUAUGAAUGUUUAGAACUGGUCCAGAGCUGGUACUCUGGCAUAUACAAGAAUUCUUUGUACCUUAUUGUGCAUAAUAUUGAUGGCGAAAUGUUGCGCAAUGACAAAUGCCAAGAUGUUCUGAGUCGUCUAGCUAGCACUCCAAAUAUAUACCUGCUAGCUUCUAUAGAUCACAUAAAUGCUGCCUUAGUCUGGGAUCAAGCGAAGUUGAGCAGCUUUAACUUCACAUGGUGGGAUGUAACAAAUUUCCUUCCAUAUUUCACGGAAACAUCAUUUGAAUGCUCUGUGAUGGUGAAAAAUUCUGGGAGCCUGGCACUAUCAUCAUUAAAUAAUGUGUUCAAAGCUCUCACAACAAAUGCGCGCAGUAUCUUCCUGCUCAUUGCCCAGCGCCAUAUCGAAAAUAAAGACAACAAUAAUUUUCGAGGUGUUUUGUUCCGAGAUCUGUACCAGGCCUGUCGUGAUGCUCUUCUUGUAAGCUCAGACCUGGCUCUCCGUUCGCAACUCACUGAUUUUUUGGACCACCACAUGCUGAGAUCACGCCGUGGAGCUGAUGGUUCUGAGUACCUUCACAUCCCAGUAGAGAGUUCAGUUCUGAAUCAGUUUAUGGCACAACAUAGUUGUGAUGAUUAAUGUCGUAAACAUGUCCUGAAGGAGGAGCUAUGUGCUAAAAACAGAGCUACAACCCUACAAAGAGUAUGUUGUAAAGAGUAUGUAAAUAGUUUUUGUUGGGACUACAGAUUUUUAGAAUUAUUUGUCAUGUCCAUCACUGUUAUUGACCAUGGCCCACACACAUAAACAGCUGUAAUAGUCUCACAAAGAUUUUUCCUGCGAUGUGUUGGCGAUUACUGAAAGACAUAUGUCUUCUUAUUUGUUAUAUAUUUUAGUUUACUGGAAUGUAUUUUUACUGUUCUGACACAUAAUCAGACUGCAUGAUACUUUGUCAGAUGUUUGAGAAGUGAGUGUUUUAUAAAAAAAAGCAGAAUCUUGAAAUUAAUUUCUUAUUUAUUAUACAUCUUAGUUUACUUGGAUGUAUUUUUAUCAUUGUGACACACAUUUUUUA
Molecule: messenger RNA, 2610 nt
Organism: Schistocerca nitens (vagrant locust)
Lineage: Eukaryota; Metazoa; Arthropoda; Insecta; Orthoptera; Acrididae
Gene: Orc2
Product: origin recognition complex subunit 2
Exons: 9
Coding region: 183-2180 (665 amino acids)
Biological process (GO): DNA replication
Cellular component (GO): nuclear origin of replication recognition complex; nucleus
Molecular function (GO): DNA replication origin binding
Source: RefSeq, a predicted model, not a curated record